This is a messenger RNA of Momordica charantia (bitter melon), 564 nucleotides long. The record is from RefSeq and is a predicted model, not a curated record. Lineage: Eukaryota; Viridiplantae; Streptophyta; Magnoliopsida; Cucurbitales; Cucurbitaceae.
AUGGGUUCCCCUCCGAGAAGAAAAGAAAUUCCACUGAAUGGCCCCCGCCCCGCCGCCCUCUCCGUCGCCAAAGACUCUCUAAAGAUCAAGAAGCCGCCGCUUCCGCCGUCCCGUGCCCUCCAACUCCGCCACCACCACCAGCAACGCCGGCAACCGCCCCUCGUAAUCUACGAACUCUCCCCACAGGUUAAGAACGUCCCCGCCGCUGACUUUAUGGCCUACGUCCAACAACAAACCGGCUACCACCCCUCCGCCGCCGCCGCCGCUUCUACUUCCUCCGUCGACGUCACCGAACCCGAACCCACGACGGCGCCUCAUUCUCCGCCGGGGAUCCUCUCCCCCACCCCCACUUCCCUGCCAUCCAUUUCCCCCAAUAUUUUCACGCCGACGCCGACACCGCCGCCGCCGCCGCCGGAUGAUGUAAUUUCUUAUACGUGGCGUACUGUGGAACCGCCCCCUCUUCCCACGUUCAAUCAAAAUCCUGUUCAUCUUCCUUAUGGUUUACCCAAUUUUUCACCCCAAGAUUUCUUCCACGACAACUCAUUCCCGGAUAACUUCCCAUAA